AUGUAUUUAUCUCAAGCACAAAAAGAGCCGUCCGUUCACUUUGUAAAUAAUAGCUGGUUGCCAUUUUACGAGCAGCCGUACGAAGCACAACCACAAUUACAAAACAGCAUCAAUAUAACAAAUUCGAAAUAUGCAAAAGAUAUCAAGCUAUACAAGACCGAAUUUUGUAGAAACUGGACAGAACUAGGGCAUUGCAGAUACAAUAAAAAAUGCCGAUAUGCUCAUGGAGAGGGAGAAUUGCGAGUGGUUCCUAGGCACAAUCGCUAUAAAACGCAGAUUUGCCGUGCUUAUUUUGGAGACGGUACCUGUCCUUAUGGUAUUCGUUGCAAUUUUAUUCAUAAUUCUCAUACACCACACGGUUCUGGCAGCAAUAACGAUAAUAGUAACAAAAGUCUACCUAAAAGAAGAGAUAGCAUCGGCUCUUAUAACAGCACAAUAAGCAGCUACAGUAGUUUCAGCAGCAACAGCAACGAAAACAAAUACCACUGUUACUUUAACAAGAGUCCCCACAACUACCAACAACAACAUAACAUGAUGCUAAAUAGCGCAAGAGAGUACUUCUUAAUGAAACAAGAACAGCAACGAUUAAAAUUGGCGGCUGAAACUGUAUACUCGGUAACGUGGGGCUUGUAA
This is a messenger RNA of Mycotypha africana, 633 nucleotides long. RefSeq lists its product as uncharacterized. The transcript has 2 exons. Gene Ontology annotation, molecular function: mRNA binding; metal ion binding. The record is from RefSeq and is a predicted model, not a curated record. NCBI's taxonomy places the organism in Eukaryota, Fungi, Mucoromycota, Mucoromycetes, Mucorales, Mycotyphaceae. Bases 1 to 633 code for a protein of 210 amino acids.